AUGGACUUUGUUGACAACAGCAAUCACAUGUGUCUGAUCUGCAACCAGACCAUCGUUGGGCUGCUGAAUUAUGUUGAACAUUUCAAGACUCAUGCUACACCAAAGGAAAGCCACAUUGUUGAUCAGACGUUCAGCCCAAAUGAUGUAAAAAAUGUAUUGGUCUCUGGCAGCCAGGGUGGUGGUUCCGGCAACCGCAACAAAGGCUUACAUUUGGACCGUCAGCAACAGACAGCUGAAAAUGCUGUGGAUAUCGAUACCUACAGUGGGGACACGUCCCCAAUGUCUGAAUUUAUCGAUAAUACUGAUGAAUUCACUGAAGCAGAUAUUGGAACAGAUGCUCUGUUGUCACCAAAACACUGCUCGGAUUUUUUCCAGUCGCUGGAGCUGAAAAGUGCAAACGAAGACAAUCCACCCAGACCCAGAAUCAAAGCUGUCCAGAGGCUAUCUAUUCUAGAAGACGACGCUCAUGCUGAGUCCCUGCUGCCUAUUACCAGUAUUCUGAGCAACCUGGAAUUCAGCAGUGAUGAUGACUUCAUUGGUGUUUCAGAUAAUGAAGAGGAAGGAGGGCAAGAGGAGAAUUUCUGGUUAAGUGAUGAUGGUGAUGACCAUACAUCAGCACAUCCUCCUCAUGGUCAUACAGGUGGGAAGUGGAGACCGGGGGAAGGCCCAAAGCCACGCAUGUCCGUCGCUGGGAAUUUGAAAUUGGGUUACCGUCCGGGACCAGCGUGCAGAAAGAAUAUUUUGAAAAAGCCGUGCAGAUCAAGGGGCAAUAAAAAUGACAUUGGCAAAACGUUUUAUUGCAAUGUUUGUCUGUCUUACUUUGCUGACCGCAAUGCAUACUCCUUGCACUUUAGCCAGUCAGAGCAUAAAAAUAUAGCCGAAGCCAAGAAACAGGAGAAGAUUACCACAGACUAUCUGGAAGAGUCUCAGGAUCAGGAGAACAUAUCAGUUUCAAGCCAACAAGUAAAGUAUCAUGUAUCGCCUGAAGAAAUGUCUCAGCUGAAGCCAAGGAGAGGAAAUGAUGGGUGUCAUUGUCCUGUUUGCAAUCUGUACUUUGAUAAUGCAGUUGUGUUCUCCACUCACUGUGAUACCAAACUUCACAAAGAUGCAAUGUUGAAAAGAGGUUUCAGAGAAUACAAAGGCAAUGAUGGUAUCAUCAUCAGAAUAAAUGUUCAUAAUGAGACCAUCUCUAAGGAUAAACAGGAAAAUGUGUGGUCUUCUAUCAACAAUUGCAGACCAGUUAGGGUCGAUGAACAGAAAGUCAAGGAAGCCGAGGAUCACAGCUGUCGCAUCUGUCAGAAGCAUUUUACCCGGAAGUACGAAAUGGCUCGCCACCUUUUGACCCGCAUGCACCGUGCACGUGCACUGAAACAUCCUGAGGCUGAAUCGGUGGAGAUGUUGAAUAAAUAUAAUAAAUACAUGAUCAGACUGAGUCCGUUUCAGUGUGGCAUCUGCCAGUACUACUUUAACCGGCAGAGAGACUUUCUCGACCACAUGGGCAGCUCAAGUCAUGUAGUCACCUGUGAGGACAUGCUGGGGGCCAUCACUUGUGUGGCCUGUAGAUUCCAGACCCACAGACACAGUGAGAUGAUGGAACACCUUCAGUAUGCAGAACACCUUGCCGCAGUAGAGAAACGACAUGGUGUCUGCAUCGUUCGAGAAAGCCACACCAGGAUCACCUGCAAGUUCUGUGGGGUCAGGAUGCAUUCGGCAGUCAGGAUGAAGAGACAUUGUCAGAAGCGGCACCGGGACAGACUCUCAGAGGUACAAGUCACCAUGGACAUCAAGCCAGUUGAGUAUCACUUGUACAGAUGCCCACUGUGUGAGAAAACCUUUCGUGCUAAGAGUCUGCUUCAGUUACAUUUCCUGAAGAUUCACAAGAACACGUCUCUUUUCAACUGCCUUGAGUGCAACAGAGGUUUCCUGGACCAGCGGCGACUGGACAAUCAUCUGCGGACACGAUUCCACGCUAAACGGGUUGUAGCCAACAAGAUCAAGGGGGCUCAGUUUAACAAAGUUGCUGCUUUGAAAAAGGCGGCAGUUAUGAAUGGAUUGAAAAAACGUGGCAGAGGUCGCCCCAGGAAAGAUGAAAACAUAAAAACAGCAGCUUCCAGGGUGAGAAUGUCUAAGCCAGUUUCAGAUACAAUUAAAGUUGCAAGCAAAGAUCCAAAACCAGAAACUGCGGCUGCUGCUGUGAUGCUCAGAAGGAGCACCCGCAAGAGGAAAACACUGACAUUUUUCAGCGAUGAGGAGCCAUUCAGACAUGAGGAGGUGAAAGAGAAGAGAGUUAAUGGAACAGCAGGUGCAGCCAGGCUCCUGAGGAGAAACAUCAAAAUAACUCAAGAUAAAAUCAAUAAGCUGUUGAAGGAAAAGUCUGGAAAAUCUAGCAGAGCAUCCCCAAGGAAAGUCAGUAAACAGCCGGAUGAUAACAUGGCUAAUAACAGUGUCCAGGCAGACGUUAAAACUGAGGUUUCAGCUCCAGGUGUGAACAUUGACAGUAGAUUAGACCCCGAGAAGAUUCAGCCUGAGGCAGUCACAGCAAGCAGUAUGAAUGGCAGAACAACAGCUGCAGACUGCCUGAAUAUAUCCCCGAUGGAUGUCAAAGCCGAAGCUGGUAGCCUGCCUGGCAAUAUGAGUACUUGUUACAGUGUUACUGUGAACGGAUCCUCAAAAAGCCAUGCAGAAAGUGAUGAGGAUUUUGCUCCUACUGAGGGUGAAGAAGAAAGUGAUGGCUACAGCCCAUCAGAAGAUGAAAACUACACAGAGAUGGAUGAAGAGAAGAUCAAUGAAGCAAGCAAAUAUAUCUUUUCCUGCACUUACUGUGAAUUUGCUGCGACAGACCUCAUGGAGCUGAGAAGUCACUACAAUGAAAGUCAUCCUAACGACAUUUUAACCUGUCAGCCCUGCAGUCAGUAUUUCCUGUCACUGAAAGCCUAUAAGAUCCAUUGUUCAGGCCGGGGCCACCAACUGAAACUGAGGGAACAGUCAGGGGAAACCAAAAUGCACAAGUGCAAGAUCUGUGGGAAGCGGUUCCUGCAGGAGUCCUGCUGUCUGCUGCACAUGGAGACCAUUCACAGACACCCCAGCUGUGAGGCGGACCUGCAGCGCAUCCACAAGGGGCAGGACCUGGUGACCCAGCUGUAUGGGGAUCAUGUCAAGCAGGUUGAAAGUCUCAGUAACGAUACAUCGGUUUCCUGCCCAGAAUGUGGCAAGUUUGUGCGAAAGGACACAUUGGUGGAGCAUCUUCGUUUGCACACUGGGGAACGCCCCUACGCUUGCCGCUUCUGCAGCAAAGGAUUCGCUGGCAGGCUGACUUUACGCCGACACAUCUCCAGUCACCUGAACAUGCCCUUGUUUAUGUGCCAUCUGUGUGGCAAGGAAUUCAAGCGCAACAGCCACCUCAUCAAGCACAUUCGGCAGCAUGAUUUUGAGAAGAAGGGGGAGAAGCAUACAUGCCAUGUGUGCAAGGCUUGGUUCUACACACCGGAGGAACUUAUUCGCCACAUGAGGCGCCACGGAGACCGCAACUACAAGUGCACCUGGCCAGGGUGUCACUGGACGUUUGUUCUCAGCGGGGAGUUGAAGUCACACAUGUUUACUCACACCGGUGAGAAGAAAUAUCUGUGCGACAUGUGUGGCUUUGGCGCACCCACAAAAACCAGGCUGAGGCGGCACGUCAAAACUCACGACAAGUCCCGCAACUUCACCUGUGAUUACUGCCCCUAUAAAGCCACUUGCAAGACACACCUGAAGCGGCACAUGCGUAUACACAUCAAUGCUAAACCCUUUGCUUGCCCCUACUGCAACUACAUAUGUAACACACAUGAAAACAUCCGCAAGCAUAUUCUCAAGACCCAGAAACAUAAAGGGAUGAAACUGUACCCGUGUAGGUUGUGUGGGGCUUUCGGCUGCGACUCCAGUAAGGAGUUCCGAGCUCAUCUGAUGACAGUGCAUGCCAGUUACCUGCGGGAAAAUGCUAUAGAUUCACUAGCAGUCUUUUCUGGUUUGUACAGAAGGGAGGAGGAUUUUCAGAAGCCACAAGAAGGGUCUGAGAUUCUGCAGGUGACCAAAGGGCGGUUUUUCAGGUCUUACCAAAAUCCAAAUGCUCCAAUUGAGCCUCCAAAACCCAAGAAAAUUAAAAAGGUUAAUAAAAUGGAGGAGGUUAAGGUUAAUAUAGUUCCUCCUUCAGAACUAGAAUCAGAGGAUGAGAUGGCUGACAAUCAUCAUCAUCAUCAUGUGGAUCAGCAUGAACAGCACCAUCAUCAGGAACAACAGCAGGAUAGCAAACAUCACAUAACACCACAGCCGAUGUAUCUGCGCCAGGGCAUUCAACAGGGGCAGGAGGGGGAAGAAGCUCUGGUGGUGGUUGAGAACGGGGUGGAGACCCCACACUAUAUCGAGGUCCCCAAUAUGGUGAUCCAUUCCUACGACCCUCAGCAGGUCCAGCAGCUGGCCGGCACCACCGUCUCCUUCACCUCCUCUCUCCUCCAACAUCAGCACCAUCACCUGCAGCAGCAGCAGCCUCAGCCGCUGCCUGUGACCGUCACGGUGUCUGACGAUAACAAAUUUUAUUGGACGCUAGUGCCGGAACAGCGGGCCGAAACCACGGCAGUUCCUGUGGUCACGGCUGAGCCCUGGUACUCGGGGAUGCCGCAGGUUCACGCUCCAACUUCUCAAGAUUUGCAACACUACCGUCCAAUAGAAGUUUCGACCAGCAGUCACGCUGGCCAGUUCCUGGCCGGCUCCUACUUUUCCAACAUUCCCCUGGGGGACAUUCAGAAUAUUCCAAAUGCAGUCGCUGCUGCCCCCAUCUAUACAAGGGUCGGGGACAAUGUAGUUCUACUUAGCGAUCCCACGAGAUCAAAUGGCACUAGUAAUUUAUAG
Molecule: messenger RNA, 4884 nt
Organism: Candidula unifasciata
Lineage: Eukaryota; Metazoa; Mollusca; Gastropoda; Stylommatophora; Geomitridae
Source: the annotation of a GenBank genome assembly